Molecule: messenger RNA, 2256 nt
Organism: Fusarium falciforme
Lineage: Eukaryota; Fungi; Ascomycota; Sordariomycetes; Hypocreales; Nectriaceae
Product: Ferric oxidoreductase domain-containing protein
Exons: 2
Coding region: 1-2256 (751 amino acids)
Biological process (GO): intracellular iron ion homeostasis; copper ion import; iron ion transport
Cellular component (GO): plasma membrane
Molecular function (GO): ferric-chelate reductase activity
Source: RefSeq, a predicted model, not a curated record
AUGGCUCUCAAGCUGUGCCUGCUGCUUGGCUGGCAUGCUGGCCUGGCACUGUCCGAUGGAACUGGCAUGAUUGGAUGGGGAAAGACCAUGUACCAUCCUGCCUGCGCCUUUGCAUGCCGUGGUGUCGUUAAAGGCUGUCCUUUGACUUGUACCCCUAAGGAGGACGAUGCAGCGAUUCAUGGCUCAGGACACUCAACCACCACCACGCCGCCAGAGUGUUACACCAGCGAUCCUGCCUUUCUCAAGACUAUGGCACUCUGCAUCGACACUUAUUGCCCGGGAAGCGAUGCACCUGAGCUUGCCUUAAUUGAAGACUACUGGCGUGGCCACUUGGCUACCGGUACUGUCGGAACCAUGGAAUGGAAGCCCGUCAUGUCUUACCAGGACGCUCUGGCAGGAGCCAAGAAGGAUGAGGAAGAGGCUUCUGGUAAGAUGAGCAAUGAGACAAGCAGCCACGAUAACCAUUCCAGAAAGAUCAAGCCCAGACAACACGGAGGACAUGGAGGACAAACAGAGGAGACGACGGAAUCUGAACCAGAUACUUCAUUGUCCAUCGCCGUGUCGGGAGAGCCCCUGAAUGUCACGAGUUUUGUCUUGCAAGCAAACUGGCAGAAGCAGUACAAUGGCAUGACCUCAUUUGAGACCAAUGAGAUUGGGCACGUAACCUACACCAUAGCCAUCAUGCUUGUUGCCAUCUUCCUCCCAGUCGUCUUGUCACUAUUCCGCCUCGUCCCAGCUCUGAACAGGAGCAUCUCCUGGGCUUGGCUCAACUCGGUCCUCAACCAUCCCCCAGCCUGGGGCACAUCCCAUCGUGCACCGGUUGCACUUCAUCUCGGAGGAGGUCUCGUCCCAACCCGUGGCCAGCUAAUGUUUAUUCUCCUCAUCAGCCUACUCAACUUUGUCUUUCUCAUCGCACCUUACUACAACAUUCAACCCCAGAGUUCUUUUGCUAGUCUGCGCGAGCAGGAAAUCAGCACUAUCGGAAAUAGAGCUGGUGUCAUGGCCAUGGGAAACAUGGUGGCGCUUAUGAUCUUUUCAUCUCGAAACAGCCUCCUCCUGCAGAUGACUGAUUGGAGCUAUGGAACAUACCUGCUGCUUCAUCGCUGGCUUGGAUACUGGACCAUUCUGCACACUGUUCUGCACUCGAUUAUGCUGCUGGUGUACUACAAGCUCUUUGGAGACUACGAUGCCGAGCUUGUUCAGGAUUACUGGAUUUGGGGUAUUGUUGCAACAGUUGCUGCUGUCAUCAUCUGGCCAACUUCUCUGCUUGUCGUUCGACAAAAGGCAUACGAAGUGUUCCUGGCCACCCACCAGCUCAUGGUUCUGAUUUUCCUCAUCGGAUACUACUACCACAUCUGGUACCGAUACGAUUACAACUGGGGCUAUGAGAUUUGGAUGUUUAUCGGCUCUGGUAUCUGGGCCCUUGAGCGUCUUGCCCGGGUGGUUCGAAUGACUGGACGGGGUCUGAAGACUGCCGUCGUCUCGACCGUCGAUGGUUCAGAAGGAGAGUAUCUGAAGAUCACCAUCGACGAUGUUUCAGUUCAUGGUGUCGCCUAUCUCUGCUUUCCGACCUUGAGCUGGCGGUUCUGGGAGACUCAUCCUUUCUCCGUUGCUUCGUCAUUGUCUUUUGAAGAACCCGCUUCUGGAAGUGAAAGCAACAUCGGAAAAGAGAAGGACGACAAGGCCGAUUCUACGUCACAGCCAGCGGAAGUGCCUCGCGAAAGGACCGGCCCUGUAUCCGGAGCGACAUUCUACGUGAGGACACGCUCAGGCAUGACCGGAAAGCUCCACCAAAAAGUUGCAUCGGCUGGGGGUAUGCUUCGACUACGAGUUCUUAUCGAGGGCUCAUAUCAUUCUAGCCCCGUCAAUAAGCUGUCCCACUGCUCUGACCUCGUCUGCUUUGCUGGUGGAGUCGGAAUCACUACCAUGUUGCCACUCCUCCACGAGAACGGAACCAGAUCCGCGCGCGUGUACUGGGGCCUGAGGAACGAUUCGCUUCAGAAAGAGCUCAGCCAAGAAAUGUCCGGUCUCCCACCAACUGUUAGUAUUACCACUAGCGUAGGGAAGCGCAUGGACAUUGCGGAAAUUCUUCAAAGCGAGCUAACGGCUAGUGGUGGACGAAAGGAUCCCAUCGGUAUCCUCGUCUCAGGACCACCGGGCAUGGCGGAUGAUGUGCGGGUUGCUGCUUCGAAUCUUGGACGAUCUGGUGGUUUGAGAAGAGGUUUUGUUCUUAUAGAUGAAGCAUUUAGCUGGUAG